AUGCCGUUGGACUCUCCGGCCAAACUCGAGUACCCUCUGCACUGGGCGGUCUUCAAUAAUGAGCAGAAUGAGCUGAAAGAGCUGCUGGCGAACAAGAGCACGCUGGAAAUUGACAAGGUGGAUCCGAGAGGAAGGUGAGUUCUGAAGCAAUUUUUCAAAGAAUUCAGGAAAUAUUUUAGAACAUCGCUCAUGCUGGCAGUGACUCUCGGUCACUUCGAUUGUGCUCGAUUACUCAUGGACGCCGGAGCGGAUGCUAGUAUUCCGAAUAAAGGUAAAUUGCCAAUGCGAAAUCUCAUAUUUUAUCAAUUUAACUCCAGAAAUGUGGUCGGUGUCUAAUGAAGCUGUUGCGCAGGGAAAUGAAGCGUUUGUCAGUGACGUCAUCCAUCACCGAGACUAUCAGAGAGCAACUCGCGGAGCACAAGCGAUGAAGAGAUCCCUCGAGAAGCUGAAGGAAGUGCCGGAUUUCUUCUGCGAAAUGAAUUGGGAUUUCUCGAGUUGGGUGCCGUUCCUCGCGCAGGCAUGCCCUUCCGACUGUCACAAAGUUUACAAAAAAGGAUCGAGUGUUCGCAUCGACACGACUUUGGUUUCGUUCGAAGGAGCCAGCUGGAUCCGAGGCAAUCAGUCGUACAUGUUCCGAUUGAGCAAAGACGGAUUCGCCGAGUUCAUAGUGCUCGAUCACGCCGAGAGAGUGGCGGCCGUGCAGGAACUGCGGGACGACGACGACUUCAUUGACCACAGACCGCUUCCCGGCGCAAUGCAGGACAGGCUGAGUAGCCCGAUCUCCACCACCUACAUCGACGUGGAUAACAUUGGAUUCGAACGGACUUCCCGCGGUUUCCUUUCCUGGUUCAGCAACUCGGAAUCGAACGAAACCGUGGAUGGGUACGAUUGCAAGGUGAGUGGAGCACACUAAAAAUGAGAGAAUAUCCAAUACAGGUGCUCAACGCGUCCAACGUGCAUUUGGUAACCAAACGGCGCCUCGAUCAUUUGAGCAGAGAGGCUCGCGAAAGACUCGCCCAGGUAUCCUUUCCCCCUCCGAGAGCUCCUUGUUUACAUAGUAUUCCGUUUCAGGAAGAGGCUUCCGAAUCGAAGGCGGUCGCCAGUUUCAAGAAAAUGCUGUCGAUGAAUAAGAGCGACGAGAACACGAAGAGGGAUUUGUUCAAGGAGGGACUCACUGCCGAUCAGUAUCUGGAUCCUAAUUACGAGUUCGAGCCAGGAACGGACAUCGGAAAGUUGAGGGAGGUGGUAAAGAAAUCGAAUGGGCUCAAGGCAACGCUUUGGAUGGCCGAUGAGUAUCCGAUGAGUCUUCAUGUAUGUUUCCUAGUUUCCCAAUAGGGCUUUUAAUAUUGAAAAGUUUCGUUCAGGAUCAAAUAAUUCCAAUUGUCGAGCUGAUGGCGGUCAACAGUCCCCAUUUCGCUCGUCUUCACAAGUUCAUCCGUCUCCAACUCCCCGCCGGUUUCCCCGUCAAAAUCGAGAUUCCUCUAUUCCACAUUCUCAGUGCUCGAAUAGGAUUCCAAAAUAUCAACAGUGCCGGAAAGCACGUUAUUCCCCUGGACAAUCAGCAUGUGCUCAUUGAAGAUGAAGCUUUCGAAAUUCCCAGCGGAUACGUGAUCGACGACGACGGAAGAUACGGUAUCACGUGGGAAGACGACGAUGAUCGCAACAAUCGGGCACGCAGCAACGGCACCAGUAAUCAGAGAGGCGUAGGGAGUACGUUUGAAGCUAUGAGAAAUGUAGUCUAAAAAGAUUUUCAGACAAUUACUCGGAUGAAAUGCUUCUUCAAUAUGCAAUUGAGCAGAGCCUUCAGGAGAGCAACCGAAACGAAAACGAGCCAAUUCGCAACGAGCAACAGUUGCUCGAGGAGAUUCAGAGACUUGAGCUGCAAAAUGUGGCAGCCCUUCAAGAAGAGGCUCCCGCCGAUACCGAAUACUUCCGUGCGAUCCGUGACUCGCAGGUCGAGGAGGAACGUCGUCGGCGCGAGGAGGAGCUGUUCGAAGAAGAACUGCGCAAAGUGCUCGAGUUGAGCAAAACUGAGCAGUAG
Caenorhabditis sp. 36 PRJEB53466 is the source of this 2041-nucleotide messenger RNA. The record is from the annotation of a GenBank genome assembly. NCBI's taxonomy places the organism in Eukaryota, Metazoa, Nematoda, Chromadorea, Rhabditida, Rhabditidae.